Messenger RNA from Strongylus vulgaris, 698 nucleotides. The record is from the annotation of a GenBank genome assembly. Lineage: Eukaryota; Metazoa; Nematoda; Chromadorea; Rhabditida; Strongylidae.
AUGGACGUGAGGGAAAGUAAUGCGGAUGAAGCAAAGAAAGAGGUUAAUGUUAGUGCUGAUGGAUCUCGUCCACACAAAAAGCGUGGCAGAAAGUCAAAAGCUGAACUUGCUGCAAUGGCGAGCAGCAAAGAAUCUCAAUCUCCCAAUGACGAAGAGAUCUCAUCUAUGUCAUCCCCAUCAUCGCAGAAACGACGUCGUCCAUCAGCUUACUCGUACACAGAAUAUUCGGAUGCUUCUGAUGGUAGCGACGUUGAAAUGCCCGCCGUAAAAUCCCCUAAAAUGUCACCAAAAACGCCUUCAACAUUUCCUAGCCAGAAAACUGACAAGAAAGAGAAGAUGGAUAAUGGAAUUGAGAAAGAGAGUGCCUCUCCCUCAGAAAGCUCACGGAGAGAUGUAUCUAGUACUAUGGUUACGGAAAAAAGGCGUCGCGGCAGGCCAAAGAAAUCGGGGAAGGUUGAGAGUGUCAGUAAAUGGAGUGAUGUGAGCACGGCGCAUGGGAGACUUACUUUACCCCUUGCUGUCCCGGAUAGCUGGCCACUUGUGACAAACAAGGACGAGAUUAUGACCGAAAUAGCCCAGAUGUACAACGAUGUUAAAGAAGAAAAACUCGGUGAAUUCCACAAUCAGAUCAAAGCCUUUGUGUUUCAACUGCAAUGGGUGAGCUCUAUGUUUGAUUAUGAAUAUUCGACUUUGUAAUA